This is a messenger RNA of Microtus oregoni (creeping vole), 4393 nucleotides long. It is a transcript of the gene St7l, whose product is annotated as suppression of tumorigenicity 7 like. The record is from RefSeq and is a predicted model, not a curated record. The transcript has 15 exons. NCBI's taxonomy places the organism in Eukaryota, Metazoa, Chordata, Mammalia, Rodentia, Cricetidae. The coding region runs from base 305 to 1984 and encodes 559 amino acids.
UCCAGCCCCGCAGCGGGGCGAAAGGUGACCCUCAACCUCGCAUGGAACCCAAAGCACAUCCCUCCCGCGCCACAUUGAGUCCGCUUCCUGCAGAAUCAGUGCCGCCAUCGGCUCCGCCCUCCUAGGGGACUAGGCAGCCCCUCAGUCUGAGGACGCGCUCCGUCUCCUUCCAGAUCUCGGUCCCGUUCCCCAGGACUCAGCCUUGACAGAGGCCGGCUUCCAGUCCGCCACUAUCCCAGGAUUCCCAACUCCGGUUUCCUGCCCUUCUCCCCUCCCAGGUCCCGGCGCCUGCCGGAGCCGCAAGAUGGCGGACGGGGAAUGCUUCGCGGAAGCCGCGCGGGCUGUGGGGUGUCCCCAUGCACCUGCUCCCGGCUUGGGCCUGGGCCCGCCGCUGGGCUGGAAAGAGCGGCUGAAGGCCGGGCUGGCGAACUCGGGCUCCACGCUGUGGUUCCUGGCGGGGCUGGGGCUGCUUUACGCUCUGAGGGUCCCGCUGAGGCUGUGUGACAACGUGACAGCGGUGACAGGGUUUUUAAGUUCCUUGACACCCAAGUUCUAUGUGGCACUUACAGGGACAUCUUCUUUGAUAUCUGGACUAAUAUUUAUAUUUGAAUGGUGGUACUUCCAUAAGCAUGGCACAUCUUUUAUUGAGCAAGUGUCUAUAAGCCACUUACGACCACUGAUAGGAGGAACAGAGAGUAGCAUUUCAGAGCCAGGUUCUCCUGCCAGCAACAGAGAAAGUGAAACCACGAGACACCACCAUCUAUCAGAAUGCAAGGUCUGGAGAAACCCUUUAAACCUCUUUAGAGGAGCAGAAUAUAGGAGAUACACUUGGGUGACUGGUAAAGAGCCACUUACUUACUAUGACAUGAACUUGUCUGCCCAGGAUCACCAGACCUUUUUCACCUGUGAAACAGACUUUUUACGUCCUUCAGACACAGUUAUGCAGAAGGCAUGGAGGGAAAGAAAUCCUCCAGCUCGAAUCAAAGCAGCCUAUCAAGCUUUAGAGUUAAACAAUGACUGUGCCACUGCCUACGUUCUGCUGGCCGAAGAGGAAGCAACAACCAUCGUAGAUGCUGAAAAGUUAUUUAAACAGGCGCUCAGGGCGGGGGAGAUAAUUUAUAGACGGUCACAGCAGUGCCAGCACCAGAGUCCUCAGCAUGAAGCUCAACUGAGGCGAGAUACCAAUGUACUUGUAUAUAUAAAAAGAAGAUUGGCAAUGUGUGCAAGAAAAUUGGGAAGAAUAAGAGAAGCAGUGAAAAUAAUGAGAGAUUUGAUGAAAGAAUUUCCUCCUCUUACCAUGUUGAACAUCCAUGAAAACCUCUUAGAAUCACUUCUAGAAUUGCAGGCCUAUGCAGAUGUUCAGGCAGUCCUGGCAAAAUAUGAUGAUAUAAGCCUUCCAAAGUCGGCAGCCAUCUGCUACACAGCAGCACUGUUGAAAACAAGGACUGUUUCAGAUAAAUUCUCUCCAGAAACAGCAUCCAGAAGAGGGUUAAGCACAGCAGAAAUUAAUGCUGUGGAAGCAAUUCAUAGAGCUGUGGAGUUUAAUCCACAUGUUCCCAAAUACUUACUAGAGAUGAAAAGUUUAAUUUUACCUCCGGAACACAUCCUGAAGCGAGGAGAUAGUGAGGCAAUUGCCUAUGCUUUCUUUCAUCUGCAGCACUGGAAACGGAUAGAAGGUGCUCUGAACCUCUUGCAGUGUACGUGGGAAGGCACUUUUAGAAUGAUUCCAUACCCAUUAGAGAAGGGACAUCUCUUUUACCCUUAUCCCAGCUGCACAGAGACCGCUGAUAGAGAGCUAUUGCCGACUUUUCAUCAUGUUUCUGUUUAUCCAAAAAAGGAGCUUCCUUUCUUCAUCCACUUUACAGCAGGACUCUGUUCUUCUACAGCAAUGAUAGCGUUUCUCACGCACCAGUUCCCUGAAGUCAUGGGUGUCUUUGCUAAAGCCCUGAAAAAACGGGCCCGGAGGAUUGAAAGAGCCUGCUGAAAAUAAACACAGUGAGUGUGUAAAUGACUAGCAUCGAACCUCGGCCUGUCAGACUGCGGAUUUCUGUAAUACUGCUGUUUAUCAGUAGGCAAGAUGAUCACUGUGUACUCAUACAAAACUAGGCCAUCAAGAGUUCAAAGCCCAUAUCCUACCUUCUAGCUUUCCAUACCUGCUGCCUUUGAAGACUCCACUACUGUGAACCCUAGUUAGGCUAGUGGCAUAGAGGGAACCCUCCCCUGUUUAAGUCCAUCAUGGAUGGGCAGUAGUUAUCAGUAGGACUUGGAGAAUCACAAAAUAAAGAUUUGCUGAGUAAAUGGGCGAAGGCUACUGUCUUCUAAGGUGUCUACCACUUUGGAACCAUCUCGUUCUCUACAUAGCGACAUGCUUUUGCUCCUGCGUCAAUGCUGAAGGUCCUCUCCUAAAGAACUGCUGAGAGGAGAGCUCGCCAGCUUCCUGGUCUACACUGAUCCUCAUGCAGCCCUUGAGAUCAGGUUGAGCCCAUGAGUUGCCUGCCCUUCACUUAGUCUUUUCCAAACCUACCUAAUGUCCAGAAUAAUUGAUGGGGGAGGAAGUCCCAAGGCCUAGCCAGGCUUAAUAUACUAUUCUCUCACAGUUCUGUUCCAGGGCUCUAACGGUCUAUUGAGACUUUGAACCACUGCAAGCUACCUCAUCUAACAAGCAGCCAGUAGCAGGCUGCUGCUGACUGAUGUAGGUGAAAAAGGAGACAGAGAAUGUGCAUUUGUACAGUUGUGUGAUUUCUCCCCUCACAAAAUCACUGGUUUAUAAGCUGUGUAAGAGCAUGGGGUGAAGCCUUAUUCACCGUGGCUGACACAUCUAGCUACCUCGGGGUCUCAGCAGAAUACUGUAGCCUAAGGUUGUCUGCACACACUGUCUCCUAUGAAGGGACAGGCAGUUUAUCUCUGUCCUAUGUCCUCGGCUACAGUAGGAUCAAAAAGGAAGCUACCUCCAGAUUCCCUUCCUGUUGCCUACCCAGAGAGUAUCAGAAGUCAGUGCAAGCAAAGGGGACAAUGAGCCUUGACUUUAGUGCAACUCAGAUCACUCUGAAGAGAACUCCUACCUCCUCUACUCUCCCUUCAAACCUCCAGGUGGGAUAGCAGGGAGCCACUCACUCCCAUAUCCAUCCCCUAUCAACUCCUUCCUAGGGCUAAGGAACCAGCCGGGACAUUGGGGUCCCCCUGGAUCACUCUCCAAGUCCAUAACAGAAGCUGUAGCAGCCCAGGAUUGAGGGUGGAGGAAGGUGUGCAUGCAAAGAUCUUGUGCUUUUGAGUUGGAGGCUUGAAGUGGAGGGAUGUAAGAGGUAUCUGUGUGUUCAGGUCUGGUCCAGCCACUCUGCCUUCUUAGGAGCCUUGCACGUGUGGACGUCCACAGUGUUCCUGCACUCUUUGCAGCGCACAGCACAGCACCAGUGGAAUUUGCACUCGCACUGGGUGACGCGGGUGACCCGAGUUGUGUCGUACCCUCGGCCACAGCACAUGAUUUCGCAGCCGUCUGUCCCUUUAGACGUCUUGCUGCAGACGCGGCCUGCGGUCCCUAGGGAGCCUGAGUUGAGGAAGAGAGGUGAGAACCAAGUUACUUCUGUUUUAGCCACCAUGGCUAUCCUUAUACUCUUAAGAAGACAUUAAAAUUCUCUUUCUGAAAAUGUAUCCACUAACCAAAAUUCAUUCAUUGCCCAUUUGUUUCCACCAUUAAAGCUCCCCAGAGGUGGCCAGUUUCACAUGCUAUGCCUUUAUUACCAGUGCAUACUGCCAUGUCCUCUUCAACUGUAAGUCUGGGUGAGCAUCUCUCAUUUUGUGGGGGUUGUGAUGGCAUCUGGAUUUAAAUCCUGGUUGGGCCACUUCAUAGCUGUAGUUAUUUAGCAAGUUAGUGGAUGUGUUGGGCCUCAGUUUCCAUAUAUGAAAGCAUAUACACUAGCAGGUCUGGUAGCACGUGCCUGUAACACCAUCAUGCAAAACACUGAGGCAGGGGAGUCACUUUUAGGCUAGGCUGGGAUAUGUAGUGAGUUCGAGGCCAAGUUGGAAUGCAUAGCAUGAUCCUGGCUCAGGGAAACAAAACGACUCAACGUCUAAUGUAAUAAAUUGUUAUGGUGCACUCAUCACUGCUGUCCAGCAGAGGUGGACCGGUUGCCAUGACUGGUAGAGGCAUUUCUCUAAGAGUUCCUGUAUUGUGCCCCUUUCAAAAGGGAUUCCUAAAGAGUAAGAAAGCUUUCUCCUUGCACAAGGAAUGCUCAGGACCUCAUUCCAAUAGAUGUCAUCACAAAAGAUCCUGUAAUCCUUUACCCAGUAACAGGGACCCAUAAGUGGAAAAGUGACUGGCCUGAGACUUCAAGAAAGAAAAUGGAUCAACUAACUUCAACAAUAGUCUCCAUAUUCCACUAGGAUAUGAGGGGAA